This is a messenger RNA of Drosophila innubila, 1584 nucleotides long. RefSeq names its product zinc finger protein 431-like. The record is from RefSeq and is a predicted model, not a curated record. Gene Ontology annotation, biological process: regulation of transcription by RNA polymerase II. Gene Ontology annotation, molecular function: RNA polymerase II cis-regulatory region sequence-specific DNA binding; DNA-binding transcription factor activity. The transcript is spliced from 3 exons. Bases 156 to 1139 code for a protein of 327 amino acids. NCBI's taxonomy places the organism in Eukaryota, Metazoa, Arthropoda, Insecta, Diptera, Drosophilidae.
AGCUCUUUAGUGACGAGUAAAGCUGUUUACGCUUCUAAAAUUAAAUAAAUCUGCGAAUUCCAAUUGAAUAGUGAGUUUCCGACACUUAAGACUCCAGUGGUAAGUUCUCCUUUACGCCAAUUUGCAGUCAAGUGUCACUCGGAUCGGCGUUUAACAUGGAACAAGUGAUAGAUGUGGGCUGCGUUAAGGAGGAGCACUGUGAGGCAAUAUGCAAUAUGUUUAGAGGACAGGAUUGGCAAUUGACGAUGAGGCACAGAGACUUGGGACUCGUUAAAAUUGAGCAAGAUGUGAGCAUUGUUUGGCAAGGAAGCAACAAUGCUACAAUAGAAAACAAGGAGCGACACCCAGAAAAGGAAAAAAAAUUCAACAAUAAUGUGACUAUUGCUGAGAAACCAUUCAAGUGUCCACAUUGCAUCAAAGACUUUGCCACCAGCAGCAAUCUUAAGGUUCAUCUAUCACGCACUCACUCUGGAGAUCAAGAGCGCCCCUUUCUGUGUCCCACUUGCCCAAAGUCAUUUGCCACAAACGACAAUCUACAAAAGCACAUUCGCAGGCACUCGAAUGAGCGAACUCUCCAAUGUCCCCACUGUCCAAAGGCUUUUGCCACGAAGGAUAAUCUGCAGAAACACAUUCGCAGGCAUUCGAGCGAGCGCACCUUGAUUUGUCCUCACUGUCCAAAGGCCUUUGCCACAAACGACAAUCUUCAGAAGCACAUCCGCAGGCAUUCUAGUGAACGAACUCUUCAGUGUCCACACUGCCCGAAAGCCUUUGCAACAAAUGAUAAUCUCCAGAGACACAUACGUGGUCACACCGGUGAACGACCCUUCAAGUGCCCGUACUGUCCAAAACCGUUUGCCCAAAAUCGGGAUCUCAAAGCACACAUUCUGGAGCACACUGGCGAGAAGCCCUUCAAAUGUCCACAUUGCCCCAAGGCCUGUGUAAGAAGCGAAGGACUUAAAAAGCACAUACUGCGACUACACAAAGACAUUGAACCAGAGACAGCACAAGCCGCAAGCAACACACUGGCCAAACAAUGGCAGACUAGCGACAAGACGUACAUCAAUGACUCUAGCGGCAGAAUCUUUAUGUAUAAAUAUGAUCUGACUAAGCAUAGUCGAAUGCCCACCGGCGAGGCGUAAAAGAUUUUCCAAUGCAACAAUGCAAUUGCCAUGGAAUCUUGAUCUCAGUGUGCGCCCAAUUACGUUCACAGCAUGAAGCGACUUUAAAACGCAUCAAUCUCAAAAGAGAAACGCUUGCAGUUAACACAGAAACAUCAGACAAGGUUGAAAAUAAGCAACAACAGUGGUGCAUAAAUAAGAAUUUAAAAUGUACUUGGCAAAAUGGCAUAUUUAUAAAAACAAAAAACAGAUGCUUUGAUGUAACUUUUAUAGCCACCGAGAUCCAACGCUUCUUUUAAUUGACGUACAUGAUGAUCAUAUCGAAUUAGUUGGAUAUGCUUAGAAAGAGACUUUUCCAAUAUAAUACUGAACAUUGAAUUCAUUUCUUGUAUAUAAUAUGGGCUCAUGCAAUAUUUUUGGUUUACAAAUGGAAAAUAAAAUGUAUUUCACUGCUAAAUUUGAUCGU